AAAGUUAGCAAGGGCCAAGAUACCGCGUAUCGCCGGGUCUGUAGCUACAAAAGCCCUCGCCCGUUUCCUUUCGAACAAAGAUGGGAGCUUCUCUUUCAAUUAGUCGAAAGGAUCUAUUCCACGAAUAUUCCAUGUGGAAUAACAAGGCUCGAGAGAGCGCAAAAAGUUUCCAUUGCAAGUGUUGUUAUCAUGUAAACAGCAGCAGUGAUGUGCGCGUCGGAAAAGAAAACAAGGCCCCUCAAACGACUUGCGACGCUGUCGCGGCUUACAUACAUAAGUGUGCGAAUGUCGGCAAGAAGAAAAUGAAAUCUAAAAUCGAGCCAGCCACCGGGAAGACCAAGCCAAAGGAAAAUGAAAAUACGCUAAAAUCCCAAACAGCACCGGCGGCCGUCAGCGUGGAACAGCAAAACGCUAAACUGCCAAUCAUGCCCAUCUCGACAGAUUCCAAGCAAGUUGUUAGUGCCAGGGAAGUUGCAGUCGCUGUGGCCCCUGUAAAACCCAAAGUACCAAUCGCCUCUUUCAUGGUAAGCAGCGAUGCUCUGAAAUGUGUUGGAAAUUUCGUCCGCUGUCACUGCAAAAAUUUAACGCGAUUUCGCGCAUCUGAGGUGGUUCUAUGGCUACGAGGAGUAGAUAGGGCGUUACUUUUGCAGGGAUGGCAGGAUCAAGCGUUCCUGACGCCCCCAAACCUCGUGUUUCUGUUCAUGUUGCUGAAGGAAAGUUUAUCAGACAAAAUACCAAACCCUGCUCAGCUACGAGCUGAAAUUUUAACAUGCCUCUACAUGGCAUACACCUACAACGGCCCGGAAAUAAGUUACCCUUUAAAGCCAUUUCUCAUAGAUGGAGAUAGACGAGCCUUUUGGGAUCGAUGUAUGUUUAUAACAAAUAACUUGAGCGAGAAAAUGCUUCAGAUGAACAGAGAGCCAAGAUAUUUUGGCGAACUGCUGGUUGAAUUGAAAAAUUAUGGAAAUGUAGUUGACCGAAGAGACGGAUGAUAAAUUAGGAAAAAAAAUGCUGAGACUCUUCUUGCUGGAUUUGACUUCUUUUUAAUCUGUAUAGAUAAUUGCCGUGUCUAAAACAGACAAAACUGGAAAAAUAAUAAUGAUAAAUGGCUGGAGUUUAAUAUGUAUGUACAGAGCAUUUUCUCAGAUGCAUAAGGCCAAGUCAAAUGCGUAUUAGCAAUGCGCGUCGUUUUUCAUCAAAACUAAACUUUCCUGUGUUUUGAAACAGCUCCGGCCGCAGCUGAUUUCAUGAAGUCAUAACUUAUUCAGCACAUGUUGGCAUUGAGAAAAUUACAAUGCGCCAAAUAAACAGUG
Porites lobata is the source of this 1313-nucleotide messenger RNA. The record is from the annotation of a GenBank genome assembly. Lineage: Eukaryota; Metazoa; Cnidaria; Anthozoa; Scleractinia; Poritidae.